Molecule: messenger RNA, 3939 nt
Organism: Xiphophorus maculatus (southern platyfish)
Lineage: Eukaryota; Metazoa; Chordata; Actinopteri; Cyprinodontiformes; Poeciliidae
Gene: clpb
Product: ClpB homolog, mitochondrial AAA ATPase chaperonin
Exons: 16
Coding region: 1092-3128 (678 amino acids)
Biological process (GO): cellular response to heat
Cellular component (GO): mitochondrion; cytoplasm
Molecular function (GO): protein binding; ATP binding; ATP hydrolysis activity
Source: RefSeq, a predicted model, not a curated record
AAGAUUAAGAAAGCACAUUGAUGCUAUUUAUAUCAAGCAGAUCAUAAUAAUAGGAAGUGCCCAAGAUAUACUGCAUUUCCUCUUAAGUUUGAGCUUUAGCUCAGUCAUCUUUGCAUGCAGUAUUCUGGUUCACCGUUUUUUCCGGAAGCUUUUUAAAAUAACAAAUUCCAUAAAACUUGGAAAAUAGUCAAUUUGAUUGUUCUAAUAAACAUAAAUUGUGAUGUAAAAGUUUUAUUGUUUAUAACGUUUCUCCUUGCAGGAUUGCGAAGGGGCUGGUGCUUAUCUGUAGCAGUCAUGGGUGAGAGGUAGACAGCCUGGACAGGUCACCAGGUAACACAGAGAUGCACCUUAACAAUUGUAAUUUGGCGCCAUCUGGUGGUGUUAAUAUUCAAUUUUCACUGAAAUACAAAACUGUUAAUUUCGGUUUUUUAAAAAAGCAGCAAUCGCAGAAGGUAAUUGACGUGAGUCCUUGAAAACCAAAACAAACUUGUCUCUGUUCCAUCGGUCUCUUUAGGACAAAGAAUAUACAGUUUUAAAGAUGCCAUAGAAUGUAGAAACGUAUCUUUUUAUUAUUAUUUUAAUGAGUGACAUUAAUUUAAGACUUGCCCAUACAUAACAAAGACGAAUGAAUGUUCGAAAUAUUUAAAUCUCAAUGUCAGUCAGUUUUAGCUAUUAAAAAGCCAUUAACACACACAGUUGAUUCUUUUUCCAUCCCAUUAUUGUAAUUUAGAUAUAUUCAGGUCUAAAAAAAUGUCCCUCCAAAAUGGAUAGUCCAUUAGGAAAAACUAAAACAUAAAAAAAUGUUCAGAGACCAAGCAGGGCUCUGUAAAGUAACAUGUCAUUAUAACCGUCGCUUUGCUGCUUUUCUAGGAGAACUACAUUUCCCAGAAUGCACAACAUCCAGUGACGUAAAGACUAGGAUGAGGUGAAACGGCUAUUUUCGGCUUACUACCUGACUGUAAGCAGAAGAACGGUGGCAGCUACACCUGAACCAACGCGGCGUUUUUCCACUCAGAGUGUCAAACUAAUAGCGGGUCGCUCUCUCGCUGAGAGUUUCAUCUACCUCAUAAUUUUUGGGUGAGUUUAUCGCCAUGUUAUCAUCCGUUCCCACCAGGCUGCUGACGCGAAGGUCGCGCAGCCUGUCACCGUGCGGUCGCGUGCUUCAGACCAGCGCCAGUGGAGCCACGGGUCCAUGUUUCCGCGAAACACAGGCGGAGACCAACCGGAACCCUAUCGUAUCCACGUCCCGUGUAUCCAGGAGGGGGAUUUUGUCUGAAGAGACUGCUGUUACCAGCGUGAGCCCAUCGGUGCAGUACCACCACCUCGCCCCAAGAUGGCUGUCAAACCUGGAGAACCGCCGUAGCUCCUGGGCGGCUCUGGCCAGUAGAGGGCGACAAAAUAACCAGUAUUGGGAGGACAGCAGGCAGAGCGGUGGGAAUGAGAACCGUGGUACUGGUGGGGGUGCCAGCCGAGCAGGGCUGGCCUCAGCUGGUGUGCUGUCAGCCGCAGCAGUGGCCUUCUGCCUGAGGAAAGACUCCGGUAACAAAGAUGAUUCUCUUCUUGAGGCAGCAAGAACCAAUAAUGCACAGGAUGUGUCCAGGCUAAUAAAAGAAGGCGUGGAUCCAAAUCAUCGUCACCGGCUGGGAUGGACCGCUCUUAUGGUGGCUGCAAUGAACAGACAGCACAGUGCGGUGAAAGCUCUUCUUGAAGCUGGAGCCGACCCAAAUGCCGGAGACGACUUCAACAAUGUUUAUGACACUUCAAGGGAGAAAGGCAUCCACUCUCUGGAAGUGCUGGUAUCCAGAGAGGAUGAAUUCAGCAGCAGGCUCAGCAGCAGAGCUGGUUUCCGUGGCUGCACCGCGCUUCACUACGCCACACUGGCUGACGACCCACACGCUGUCCGCAUGCUUCUGGAGGCUGGUGCCAACCCGCUGCAAACCAAUAGCUUGGGACACACGGCCCGGGCUUAUGCAAAGGAGGGAGAAGUCAACACAGUUCUGCAGGAGUGGGAGGGCAAGUUUAAGGAGCUGCAAGCGCGUCGAGAGGCAGAGGAAAGGCGGAGGUUCCCCCUGGAGAGGAGGCUGAAGGAGCACAUCAUCGGUCAGGAAGGGGCCAUCAAUACCGUGGCUUCAGCCAUCAGAAGAAAGGAGAAUGGCUGGUACGAUGAAGAGCAUCCUCUCGUCUUCCUCUUCCUUGGCUCGUCAGGAAUUGGAAAGACGGAAUUGGCAAAACAGGUUGCUCGCUACAUGCACAAAGACAUUAAGAAGGGUUUCAUCCGCAUGGACAUGUCAGAGUUCCAGGAAAAACACGAGGUUGCAAAGUUUAUUGGUUCUCCUCCGGGAUACAUUGGGCAUGAGGAAGGGGGUCAGCUGACCAAGUUGUUGAAGGCAUGCCCCAACGCUGUUGUUCUGUUUGAUGAAGUGGAUAAAGCUCAUCCUGACGUUCUUACCAUCAUGCUGCAGCUGUUUGAUGAGGGUCGUCUCACAGACGGCAAAGGAAAGACUAUUGAGUGUAAGGAUGCCAUUUUUAUCAUGACUUCAAAUGUUGCAAGUGAAGACAUUGCCCAGCAUGCUUUGCAACUGCGGCAGGAAGCUGAGGAGCUCAGUCGUAGGAAACUGGCCGACAAACUUGAGGAUGUUGAGAAAAGCGACGACAUUAAAAUCUCCCGGCAGUUUAAAGACACGGUGAUCCGACCAAUCCUGAAGGCUCAUUUCCGGAGGGACGAGUUUCUUGGUCGGAUCAAUGAAAUCGUGUACUUCCUGCCGUUUUGUUACUCAGAGCUGCUGCAGCUGGUCAGCAAAGAGCUCAACUUCUGGGCCAAAAAGGCUAAGCAGCGUCAUGACAUCACUCUUCAGUGGGAUCACCCGGUCCUGGACCUACUGGCGGGUGGAUAUAACCUGCACUAUGGAGCGCGUUCCAUAAAACAUGAGGUUGAGCGACGGGUCGUCAACCAAUUAGCUGCGGCGUACGAACAGGAGCUGUUGCCCAAGGGUUGCACGCUGCGUCUGUUCGUCCAAUCAGAAGGCCAGGAGGAGCACAGCAUGCCCAGGCUGCGCCUGGAGGUUGUGGGAGAGGACAGUUCAUCGAGAACGCUGGACAUCCGUCCACCGCUGAAUCCUGAACACUAACACGACAACACUAAACCUCGUCAGCAGCAGCAGCCGAAGCAUUAUCCAGCAUCAAGAGGAUGGAUGGUAACCAAUGGAUGUUCUUAAUAAAAGCACAUCUGAGAAACUUCACUGCUUCUCAUUCAUCAUGCCAAAGUGUCCACAACAUGCAGUACAGUGUAGGCAAUUUUUCAGAUAGGAAAACCAAGACUAACAGUGUUUCUGCGGAACGUAUUUAUUCAGAGAUGUUUAGGUGGAGCAUCAGCAUCAUGACCAUACAUCAUCAGUGAAGACAUUGUCUCACGCUCUGCACUGUCCUUCAAUAUAGCUGUAGUUACAGAGUGAUAAUGUUAUGUUUACUACGUAAUGCAGACUAAAAGCCAAAUCAAACAAUAUUUAUUAAAUAUAUAUAUUAUAAGGUUAGUUGAUAUGAUUUAUGCGGCGAAACCAGCAGUUUUACAGCCGGUUGAGUUUAGCUGAGAAGAAAACUACUGACAUAUUUUCUUCUCAGUUCACAGAAACCUUUAGUUUCUGGAGAGGACACUUCAGUUGUUUGUGUUAUCACAUAUCAGUGGUGAACAGACCCACACAAGCUGAACUACACUCAUAAACCGCAUUAAAAAAAGAUGUAGUAAUGCAGGUAAAUUAGCAAUAGUAGUAGAUCAAAUGACAAGUUGUCUGUUGAUGCAUGUUAAUGUAGGAACGUGAAAUAAAAUCACCAUUUAACAUCUCAAGUGUUGAACACCUUGUUGACAAACGGCCAAAUGUAAGGGAGCCACGUUUCUGCUCCUUGUAUCCCAACCUACACCAUGUAAAUAAAACCUUGACAACA